This is a messenger RNA of Penicillium vulpinum, 1662 nucleotides long. Its product is annotated as cleavage polyadenylation factor subunit CLP1. NCBI's taxonomy places the organism in Eukaryota, Fungi, Ascomycota, Eurotiomycetes, Eurotiales, Aspergillaceae. The record is from RefSeq and is a predicted model, not a curated record. Gene Ontology annotation, biological process: tRNA splicing, via endonucleolytic cleavage and ligation. The transcript has 2 exons. The coding region runs from base 1 to 1662 and encodes 553 amino acids. Gene Ontology annotation, cellular component: nucleus; mRNA cleavage factor complex. Gene Ontology annotation, molecular function: polynucleotide 5'-hydroxyl-kinase activity.
AUGUCGCUCCCGGGUCUUGAGUUAACGCAGCCAUCUGAGGAAAGAUCGCAGGCACCCGCACUACCAUCACAGAUCAACCUGAACCCAGGCUCGGAAUGGCGGUUUGAGGUCGCCUUCGGGCACGUUAUCAAAGUAAAGCUUCUCAAUGGAACCGCCGAACUCUUCGGCACAGAGCUUGCCGAAUCGCAAACCUACACAUUCACCGGUACGAAGGCGGCAAUCUUCACAUGGCAUGGCUGUGCGCUGGAAGUCGCAGCAGUUGAGACAGCCCCGACUACCUCUGAUGGAGUCACACCGGCAUUAGGUCACGGCGCAGGAGGCUGUCAAAGCGAAUACACGGCAGAAGAGACGCCAAUGGUAGAAUAUGCCAAUGUCCACUUUGCGCUGGAGACAAUGCGCGAAGAAGCUCAAUCGAUAGGCAAGGAUGGCCCGCGCGUGCUCCUUCUCGGAUCUGAAAACACUGGAAAAACCAGUUUGGCUAAGAUCUUGACCGCCUAUGCCACAAAGAUCGGCCGCCAGCCGUUGGUCGUGAACCUCGACCCCACGGAGGGUAUGCUUGGCGUCCCUGGUACACUGACUGCGACCGCAUUCCGUACCAUAUUGGACGUUGAAGAUGGCUGGGGAAGCAGCCCCAUGUCUGGUCCCAGUCCCGUACCUGUCAAGCUGCCGCUUGUGUACAGCUACCCGAUGCAAAGCCCGCUGGAUGGCGAAGGUGUCGUAUACAGACCAGUCGUCUCGCGCCUGGCACUGUCUGUCACGGGCCGGAUGGCCGAAGAUGAGGAUGCGCGUGAAACGGGAAUCAUCGUUGACACGCCCGGAAUCCUUGGAACAGACAAGCCGGGCACCAUGGAACUCAUUAAUCACAUUGUCACAGAGUUCGCAAUCACAACGAUCCUGGUACUGGGCUCGGAACGCCUGUACAGUACCGUUGCCAGACAAUAUGACAACAAGCCCAGUUCCAGCGCAACAGCAGCUGUCUUUGACGAACAGAUCUCCGUCGUCAAGCUUUCGAAAUCGGGUGGUUGUGUUGACCGUGACGAAGCCUUCCGAAAGGCAACACGCGAGUCCCAAAUCCGUUCCUACUUCUUUGGCAACCCAAUCCCCUCCUCUUCACCCUCUUCCGCCAUCACACUCUCCCCCCACGCACAACAACUCGACUUCGCCUCCCUCCCCGUAUACAACUACACCGUCUCGACAGCAGAAGAUGAAGACGAAGACGAAUACGACCCUUCCCAGCUGGGCACAGGUGACUCCUUCCUUCCUGGGGGUGGCGGCAUGGAUGACUAUGCCCCACAAGAAACGAAGCAAGAGCAAGACCGCGCCGUGCCCCUCCCUGGCGUCGUGGGCUCAUUCUCCGAGGCUGCCGACAACGCGAAUUCCAAUGCCAACGCCAACGAUGGCAGCAGCGUUCCUCUGAAGAAGAUCCUCCCACCCGCUCCCUCUGCUCUGGCAAAUACGCUUCUUGCAAUCACCCAUGCACCGACCACGGCGUCCCCCGCUGAAGUCCGCGACGCAAGCAUCAUGGGCUUCUUAUAUGUCGCCGACGUUGACGUGGAGAAGGGAAAGAUCCGUGUGCUUGCGCCUGUUGGCGGGAGAAUGCCUCCACGCGCUAUUAUAUGGGCGAAGCGUUGGCCUGGGGAGUUGGUGGGGUUGGUGGGUUAG